This is a messenger RNA of Ochlerotatus camptorhynchus, 724 nucleotides long. RefSeq names its product inactive hydroxysteroid dehydrogenase-like protein 1. The record is from RefSeq and is a predicted model, not a curated record. The transcript is spliced from 3 exons. Gene Ontology annotation, cellular component: endoplasmic reticulum. Gene Ontology annotation, molecular function: oxidoreductase activity. Lineage: Eukaryota; Metazoa; Arthropoda; Insecta; Diptera; Culicidae. The coding region runs from base 77 to 724 and encodes 215 amino acids.
UUCGGAUGGCAUUGGUAAAUAGUACGCACUGCAUUUGGCCAAGAAAGGCCUCAUCUCAAGGACCGAAUGAAAACUGAUGACGAUUGCCCGGGAUAUCCAUUCGAAGUACCCCGUUGAAGUACGCUGGCUCGCAGUAGAUUUCUCCGAUGGAUCGAAGGUCUACAGCAGGAUCCAGCAAGGAUUUAGAGAGAUUGCAGUGGGUAUAUCGGUCAACAACGUUGGAAUGGCUUAUCGCAACCCGUACACCCUGGACGAGCUUUCCGAGCGGGAGUUGGAGGAAACUCUCUCCGUCAAUAUGCAACCCACGACCAUGAUGACCUACUUGCUUCUGCCGGGGAUGAAACGACGUCGUCGAGGGUUGAUUGUGAACUUGUCUUCGGACGCCGCUCUUACCACAUUGCCCUAUGUCGCUCUGUACGCUGCUUCCAAGGCGUACCUAAGUAGUUUUACAAUGUCUUUGAGAGAGGAACUUCGCGGCACGGGAGUCGAGUGUCAAUUAGUAAUUCCACUGUUUGUUUCUACCAACAUCAACGAACAGUGGAAGAGUGUCAGCUGUUGGAGUGCUAUCGCUGCUGAGGUGGAGCGGUUUGCACGGUUCGCGGUGUUUACGAUGGGGAGAACAGAUUGUACUACUGGAUAUUGGAAGCAUGGUGUGCAAUUAACAGUGAUGAAAAUGGUUCCACUAGGGUUGCGAAAAGAAGAAGUGACUCCUAGUGGUGGUUAG